This is a messenger RNA of Camelina sativa (false flax), 437 nucleotides long. Its product is annotated as defensin-like protein 289. The record is from RefSeq and is a predicted model, not a curated record. Lineage: Eukaryota; Viridiplantae; Streptophyta; Magnoliopsida; Brassicales; Brassicaceae.
CGUUUUUUUUAAACUCUAAACCAUAAACUCAUCCUCAUAUCAAAAAACGUUCACACAAAAGACAUGGCGGCAUCGAAAACAACAAUCUUCAUCAUUUUUGUUCUUUGUCUCUCAUGUACAUUGUUGGCGAAUAUCAUUGGAGUGCAGGCCGAUGAUAUAUCAUGCAAGACAACAAAAGAGUGUGUGGUGCAAUGUUCAGAAGAAGAUGCGAAAUGUAUUGACAGAAAGUGCCAUUGUCCGCACCCAACAGUCGAGAUUGAGCCAACCAAUAAGCGAUGCAAGAAGGAUAGUGAUUGUCCUUCUACUCAUCCAUGCCCUAAAGAUUAUUAUUAUGCUUGUGUUACUGGAGAAUGUACUUGUAUUGCUGUUUGAGAAAGCCUUGCAAUACGUAAUCAUAAUAUAUGAAAAUUUUAGAUGGUGUAGGUGUUUACACCAUA